Messenger RNA from Megachile rotundata (alfalfa leafcutting bee), 1717 nucleotides. RefSeq lists its product as uncharacterized. Lineage: Eukaryota; Metazoa; Arthropoda; Insecta; Hymenoptera; Megachilidae. Gene Ontology annotation, cellular component: ASAP complex; cytoplasm; nucleoplasm. The record is from RefSeq and is a predicted model, not a curated record. Gene Ontology annotation, molecular function: RNA binding. Gene Ontology annotation, biological process: mRNA splicing, via spliceosome.
CAAUAUGACCGUAAUACGCUGUACUUUGCGGUAACUUUAAAAAUGUAUUUAAUGAGAAAGAAGUUAAUAAUCAUAUUUAUGUGCUGAAUAUUCCGACAUUUUUCAAAAUGGAUACUGUGUAUAUAUACAUAUACGAUCAAAUUUUUAUAACUUUAUGGUGUGACAUGACCGUAACCCGGCGGGAAUAACGAUGCGAGCGCCGCGUCAUUUUAUUGGUAAUUUUGCAUCGUUCCUUCGUAAACUUCGUAUGUUGUUCUAUUAUGAUUUGAUAACAAAUUCUGCUUCUUAAUUUUCGGUAUUGUAUAUUGUUUAUAUGCAAUAACUGUUUAAUACAUAACUAACAGCGGAAACGUGUUUUGUGAAAAGACGUGAUUCUUUAGCGGCACCGUCCGCCAUUAUUGGCGUUUAUACGGCGUUCAACGUUUUCUUUCGCUUAUAGACGACGAAACCACGCCUAUAACCUGGAGUUUUACAUCAUACUAUGAUGGCACGCAGUCGUAAAGAUAGUACUGGCAAAAGCGAUUCCGAAGUAACGGAUAAAGAAAAUAAGAGAGAAAGAGGUAGAGAAAGAGAAAGAAAGAAGCGUGCAGCUUCAUCUUCGAGCAGUGGCAGCAGUUCAUCAGAUAGCAGCUCAGGAUCAUCAUCUACAAGCAGCGGAAGUAGUUCCAGAUCAAGUUCUACUUCAAGCAGUACCUCUAGUAGUUCAGGCAGUUCUUCUGGAAGUUCCAGAGAUAGAGGAAGGAAAAGAAGUCGAAGCAAAAGCGUUGAUGCUUCUCGCAGACAUGAUAAUAAAGAAAAGGAAAGAGAAAAAGAAAGGGAAAGAGAAAGAGAUAGGGAUAGGGACAGAGAUAGAGAUAGGGAAAAAGACAAAAAGAAAAGUAGCAAUUCUGUGAUCGAUAAACCUAAGCCAAAAGGACACUCUAGAUCACCCUCACCGCGUAGAAAACGCAGAGAAAGAUCACCGAUUCCUAGACCAACCAAAAUACAUAUUGGACAUUUGACACGCAAUGUCACUAAAGAACACAUUAUGGAAAUAUUUUCCACAUAUGGUCAAAUAAAAAUGGUCGAUUUUGCCAUGGACAAGCUUCAUCCUAAUCAAGGACGAGGCUUCGCGUAUGUGGAGUUUGAAACAGCGGAUGAAGCUGAAAAUGCAAUGAAACACAUGGAUGGUGGACAAAUAGAUGGUCAGGAGAUUACUGCUGCUCCAGUAUUAUUACCAAAACCACGGCCGUUACCGAUGCGUAGGAUGUCACCUCCAAUGGGAAGAAGACCACCACGAUGGGGUGGUGGUGGUAGAAAUACUCCCCCACGUUAUCGCAGACGUUCACCACCGAUUAAUCGACGCAGAAGCCCACGGCCACCGAGACGUAGACCACGAACUCGAUCGCGAAGUCCCCCAAAUAAUCCACGGCAUCGGCACCGUCGUUACACGAGAUCAAGCUCAAGCAGCUCGCGAUAGCAACAUUUUUCUGUACAUAUAAGAUAAAAACUGAAUUUGACCAAACUCAGUUUAUCCUGGUUGGUCGUCUUAAUAUAUUAAGCAAAACAGUUUUUACCAAUUCAUUCAAACGUAUUGACAGGGAAGUGUACGCACUUAAAACAAUAGACUUGUUCAUAACGGUGUUAACAGUAAUUUACAUUUCAAUGAUGAUAAUGAAGGAAGCACCGUUCGUGAUUCGCUGUUUUUCAAAUAUAUCAGUUUCACACGUGACAAAUA